Melanaphis sacchari is the source of this 1017-nucleotide messenger RNA. RefSeq lists its product as uncharacterized. NCBI's taxonomy places the organism in Eukaryota, Metazoa, Arthropoda, Insecta, Hemiptera, Aphididae. The transcript is spliced from 3 exons. The record is from RefSeq and is a predicted model, not a curated record. Bases 1 to 948 code for a protein of 315 amino acids.
AUGGCAGCCAUCAAAACGUCCUUGAUCCUGUUCCUUGAAAUUUAUGCUGCAUAUGGUAAACUUAAUACAUUUGCAAUUUUUUCAAAUGAUGAUAAUUUUAAUUUUGAUAUGGACCACCAAUCAACUCAAGAAACUGAGGUAAUAGAAAACCUCGAAGAAGCUAGUGAUGCUGUAAAAUCAAUAGUACUUGAAAAUCAUGAAGAAAAUGAGACAGCAGUUCAUGGUGAUCAAAGAGUUUGGGUGAAACCUUCUGAUGAAUUGUUUACAGAUCAAAUUAAAGAAGAAAUAUCUGAAUGUGAGUACCAAACUAUUAUUGAUGUUAAAGAUGAAAUAGAAGAAAUAGAAGAAGAAGAAGAAGAAGAAAAAGAAGAUAUCAAACUACAACCAGCAAUAGUAUGUAAACCAAUUCAACCACUUCCACCACCACCACCACCAGCAAUCGACAUUCAAGUAAAAAAAGUUGCCUUACCAAGACUUAAUUUCAAAACAGUGAAAAAGCCUAGAGGACCAAUGGGUCGUAGACCCAGACCUAUAUUGCCCAUGACACAACCUAUAGCUUCUGCAAGUACUUCACACUUGGAACAGACCUCAACUCAACAUCAGAUAAUUAUGCCUUCACCUCAAAUGCCUGGGAUUGCUUAUCAAAUUUUUCUGGGCGAUCAUGGUAAAAACUCAAACAAUCCUGUUCAGUAUACAAUGUUACAGCCACGACCAUUGUUUUUACAACAAACUUCGACACCUGUUAGUACUCCUUCAUCAGUGAUGAUUAGCCAAUCUUAUCCAGUAACUCCUAAAAUUCCCAAAAUUGCUCCUAAGAUCAGUCAAAGCUAUUGUUCAUUUUGUUAUAAACUUUUUAAUAAUGUAAAGGAACAUGUUAAAGAAUGUUGGGCUAAUCCAGCUAGUAAAAGCUAUAAAUUCAGAAAAAUUGCGCCGUCUACUCCUUUAUAAACAAUUUCAUUAGAAUGAUAUGUAAUAUUAUUUAUUUUUAUAGUUUUUUUAUUUUACAAUUUAUUAAUU